Molecule: messenger RNA, 3291 nt
Organism: Phaeodactylum tricornutum CCAP 1055/1
Lineage: Eukaryota; Bacillariophyta; Bacillariophyceae; Surirellales; Neidiaceae
Exons: 1
Coding region: 104-1669 (521 amino acids)
Source: RefSeq, a predicted model, not a curated record
CUAGUAGCAGGCAAGACAAACAGAGUGGCGGGAGCAUGAACGUUUUCGGUUAGUCGAACCAAAGUGGCGUUGAUCCGACUCGAAUCAUAACAGACAAUUCACAAUGGAUAAGAAACCUUUAAUUUCUAUUUCUCAAGAGUACUUUGACGAGGUAUGCCUUGACAAUGCUGGUAUAUUUGAGCUGAAUGAGGUGGACGCCCUGCAAGAAACGAUCGACCAGCUACGGGUACAGGGUUCACUGGAUCAUUUGUCGCUGACCUUUCCGACCUCAAAAGAAGGCCUUGAAGCUCGCGAUGAGCGCUCACGUGUCUUGACUUUGAUUGAGGACUUGAAUGUUUCAAGGAAUCAUCUUGAUAAGGCUUUGCGAGAAGUGAAGGUAAUACUCGAUAGCGGAAGAACGCAUCAACUAGACAUGUUUCUUCAUCACCAAGGAGUGGAAGCCCUCGUAGAAUCGUCUCUCGGCAUUGCGGCAAGCGAUCUCGAGCUUUUUGACGUAUGGCUGCAAAAUAUACUUCAACUUAUAGCAGGACCGAAGCCGGACAAAAGCUCUAUUCAAGCUUUCCAACUAGCAAUGCCGGAAGUCAUGCCCUACCUUUUAGGAGUGCAUCAUUGUCUUCUACAGAAUGGGAACAGAAGUGAAACCUUGGUGAAUUUGCUUCGUAUCAUGACAUGGUCGACGAAGCAAUGUGAGGUCAAUAAAAAGACUUGGAUGCAGCUCAAAAACGAAGGCGCAGACUUUCUACAGAUCCUCAUGGAAACGAUGGAUAGCUGUCUUAUUGGAGACAACGACACCUGGAGUCAGGACGUCGGGCACAAUCUGUGUCGAUUUGUAACGAGCCUGUGUACCUUUGAUGACUUCCAAAGUCCGAACAAAAGUAGCAUCGCCGCACCGACCAUAGCAUCAACCCAUGCUAACGUACAAGCCUUCGCCGCACGUCAAAUAGUACCGAAGCUCCACCUCUAUCUUCAACGAAACAACGAUUCUGCCGGAAUCCUUUGUCUGAGAGCACUAGCCGUACAGGACGGGAUCGUGCAGAGCAUGGUGGCCGUCGGAAUUCUGGAGAUGACUAAAGCUAUGUUCAAAAAGAAUGUCAAUCUUGUAGCGGACUCUGAAGAGACACUGCAGAUGCUGACGGCGAUCAUCGGGCUCUUUCGCAAUCUAUCCGCCAAUGACGAAAUCAAGACAACGCUUUGUAUUGGAAAUCAAUCUGUACUUGGCAAUCUACUGCAAGCAAUGGAAAAGUACCCUUCAGCAGCAAGCUUACAGGAACAUGCUUGCGGUACGCUGGCCGCCAUGGCACUACGUGAGCCCAAGAAUGCUGAGUAUUUGGUAGGUCAUGACGCCCACACAUGGAUUGUCCGAGCAAUGCGAAAUCACCCACAACGGUCAGUACUUCAGCGUCAGGCAGCUCUGGCGUUACGUAACCUCGUGAGCCGAUCUCCCGAGUUGCGUCCUAAUGUACUACAGACCGAGGCAGAAGUUGUAUUGCGAACCAUUGCUGCAAAACAUGCUUCGUGCCAGGAUGAAGUUUACGCUGCACUACGUGACUUGGGUUUACCAGUCAGUCGCAUGCAAGUGGAACACGACGCAUCCGGGGAGGUUGUACUGCGACCUACGCAAAUGUUUGGAGAUGCUGUCAAUACCAGGUUCAGAGCCGUUUUUGAGUAAUUUUUUACAAAGAUGAUGUCUAAACAAGUUGUGCUUUGCUUCGUGCGAAAGAGGCUGAGUGUAAAUGAAUGGGGAACCACAGUUAAGAAAGUAUUACCAACUUGACUGCAAACUAUUUUGGGUCUUGCGUUUUUACUGAGAGAUCACAUCAAUCACCUCAUCCUUCCAGAUCUUCUGUCGUGGAGAGAGCUUGUUCAAGUCUUCGUUGUCUCCCAAACCGGAAGCGACAAUACCGUUCACAACAUACGAAUGCGAGCUUGUGCCAGCUUGAUCGCCAUCAAUUUCAAGGUUGUAGAACGCCUCCACGUGAGCCUCGGUCAGAGUCAGCAGGUCACUCGUGAGGUCGCCCAUCUCAAUCCAUUCACCUUGAUGGUAGAUAGGAUGCUCAGGGGUUCCAGUCAAGUCGCCGUCCUUGGUAGCAAGGAUCGCCACAGGGACAGUCUUUUUAACGGGAUGAAUCAAUUUUUCGGUGACCAAGCCAUUGCCUUUGCCCGUUCCGGUGACAACGCGGUCACCUAGUUGUACAUCAACAAUGCGUUUCAGGGAACCGUCGGCCAUGGUCACAAGCGCGUCUUCGGUGAAACAAAGAGCUGGAUUACUAGCCCCACCUCCUCCACCAGAAGUGUCUCCUCCACCGCCUCCGGAAGAACCGCCAUCUGUACCUCCUCCACUACUUCCACCCUCACCUUCGACACAUUCGCGAGAGUUGGUCUGUUGGACGAACUGGACGAAAUCACUAACUUCAAAGUUCCAGGGACGUGCAAUAUUAAAGUAGUCCUCGAGGAUGGAAUCGGCAAGUUUGAUGGAACCCUCUGCCCAGCCAUGAAGAAGGGAGAAAGCUUCAUUGACGACAAAGAUGUUGGAGUCCGCCAGUGGUUUCUGGGCCAAAUCAAUGUUGUCGAUGUCGGUCCAGGCGUGCCAGGCACCACCCGCCCACGGUACAGCUUCAUUCCAGGUGCUCAGGACGGCAAACUCUGGAGGAUUGACAUUGCGGAAAGCCGCCAGUGCUUCAGAACCGGUGUAGUUGGCCCCUGGAUUUUCGUACAAGUGAUAUUGCUCGAGCUGGGCGUGGGCGUGUUUGAGGAAUUCCGCACUUUCCAAAUCCGAGUUGCUGAGAAUGGUUACCGGCUCGGGGCGGUCACGUUGGUAACGACGGAAGAACUGAGCCUUGUUACCGGACAAGUCGUUCGCGUAGACUGCGAGCAAGAACCCGCGACAUGUAUCCGGAUCGUUUUCAUCUUCGCACUCGACGUGUCCAUCUAGAGAAAUGCGCCACAAGGUUAGGGUGUGAGACGGUGAGACCAAUAAUCUUUGGCACAGCUCAGGCACGAUUUGCCACACGCACCGUGAUAACGACCGGCCAACAGCAUAUUACGGGCAUCACCGUCCAAUUCAAAGUCUCCCGCGCCGAGGUUCAAUUUGCGCCAGAACACUUGUCCACGCGGGUAGUAGAGGUAAAGCUUGGAGGCAAUGACGGUUUGCACGGAAUGCACAGCGUCCCACUUGGCGGCGGUCAUGAUCGAGUUGGCAAAGUUGGAGUUACGAAGAAUGUUCAACAGCGGGCGUUGCGGGACACCCAGGAUUGUAGUGAAGGUAGCCACGGCUGUGGCGCCAUUGGUAAA